Athene cunicularia (burrowing owl) is the source of this 2580-nucleotide messenger RNA. It is a transcript of the gene PIWIL2, whose product is annotated as piwi like RNA-mediated gene silencing 2. Gene Ontology annotation, molecular function: protein binding; piRNA binding. The transcript is spliced from 20 exons. Gene Ontology annotation, cellular component: P granule. The record is from RefSeq and is a predicted model, not a curated record. Lineage: Eukaryota; Metazoa; Chordata; Aves; Strigiformes; Strigidae. The coding region runs from base 1 to 2580 and encodes 859 amino acids. Gene Ontology annotation, biological process: regulatory ncRNA-mediated gene silencing.
AUGGCUGGGGGUUUGCACCCCGGGGCUCACCUCUGCCUGUGCUGGGAAUGCAGGAUCCUGUGGCAAGGCAGAGGGGAUGCCCUGCCCGCCCGCCCCGGGAGGAACACCACUGCACCCAGCCUGCACCCACUGGAAUCCCAGCCCGCCUCGCUGCCCACGCUCACCCCAGUGAGCCCCCCAGCUGCCAGCAGACCGGCACCAGGGACAAAGCCGGUGGCCAAGGGAACCCCCUUACCCCUGGGGCUGAACUCGGUUAAAAUCCACUGCCAGAAUGAAGCCGUCUACCAAUACCACGUCACCUUCAGCCCCGAGGUGGAGUGCAGGAACAUGCGUUUCGCCAUGCUGAAGGAGCACCGGGCAGUGACGGGGGACGUGACGGCAUUCGAUGGCUCCAUCCUCUACCUGCCCAUCCUGCUCCCCCAGCAGGUCAGCAUGAAGGUUCAGAGGAGGAGCGACGGGGAGGAGAUCACCAUCACCAUCCAGAUAACCAAAAUCCUCGAGCCCAGCUCGGAUCUCUGCAUCCCCUUUUACAACGUGGUUUUCCGGAGGGCAAUGAGAAUCUUAGGUAUGAAGCUUGUUGGGAGAAAUUUCUAUGAACCUACCCAGGCCACCAUAUUACAUCAUCACAGGGUGCAGAUUUGGCCAGGAUACUCUGUCAGCAUCCGGAAGAAGGACGGUGGCCUCUUUCUCUUGGUCGAUGCUAUCCACAAAAUCAUCCGCAGCGAUUCCGUCCUGAAUUUCAUGCACGCCAUCUACAAGCAGAGCCUCAGCAGCUUCCAGGACGAGUGCAUCAAGCAGGUGGUGGGUAGCACGGUCAUCACCCGCUACAACAACCGCACCUACCGCAUCGACGAUAUCGACUGGAACAAGACCCCGAGGCACAGUUUCACCAUGGCCAGCGGCGAGGAGAUCACCUUCGUGGACUACUACAGCAAAGCCUACGGGAUCACUAUCAGGGAGCUGGACCAGCCGCUGCUCAUCCACAGGCCCAGGGAAAAACAGACGCCAGAGGGGAGGCGUCCUCUGGACAUGGUCCUGCUCGUGCCGGAGCUCACCUUCAUGACCGGCCUCCCCGAGUUAAGGAGGGACAGUCGCACGGUCAAGGAGGUGAUGCGGGAGGUGCUGCAGAGCCCCCAGCAGCACUACACACGUCUCACCAGCCUCCUGCGCAGGAUCAGGGACAGCCCCGAGGCCUCGCGGGAGCUGAUGCGCUGGGGGCUCAGCCUGGACACAGACAUCCACAGGACCCAGGGCCGAAUCCUGCCCAUGGAGAGGAUCAACCUGCGGCACGGCUCUUUCAUCCCCACCGAGGACCUGAGCUGGAACAAGGAGGUGACACGAGAAGCCUCCAUCUCGGCGAUCACUAUGAAUUACUGGUUGCUGGUUUACCCCAAGCGCCUGCAGGACCUGGUGAAGGAUUUGGUGGCCACCAUGAAGAACGUCUGUGGCCCCAUCGGCAUGCACAUCAGCCAGCCUGCCUUGGUCGAGCUGAAGGAUGACCGCAUCGAGACCUACAUCAAGACAAUCCGCAGCAUUUUGGGUAGCGAGGACAAGGUGCAGCUUCUCCUGUGCAUCAUCUCCAGCAAUCGGGAGGAUUUGUACGGGGCCAUCAAGAAGCUGUGCUGCGUGCAGAUCCCGGUGCCCUCCCAGGUCAUCAAUGUGCAGUCCCUCAUGGGCCAGCCGGGCAAGAUGAAGAGCGUGGUCCAGAAAGUCCUGCUGCAGAUAAACUGCAAGCUGGGCGGCGAGCUCUGGGGGGUCGACAUCCCCCUGAAACAGCUGAUGGUGAUCGGUAUGGACAUCUACCACAGCCACAGCAGAGGGACUCGCUCCGUCAUCGGCUUCGUGGCCAGCAUGAAUCACGUCCUCACCAAGUGGUACUCCAGGGUGGUUUUCCAAAUGCCCCACCAGGAGAUCGCCGACAGCCUCCGCCUCUGCCUGGCUGAUACCCUCCAGCACUUCCACGAGAUGAAUCACUGCUUGCCCCAAAAGAUAGUGUUGUACAGGGACGGCGUGUCCGACAGCCAGCUCAACACCGUGCUCAAGUACGAGAUCCCGCAGAUGCAGAAAUGUUUCGACGCUUUUGAGAACUACCAGCCCAGCAUGGUGGUGGUGGUGGUGCAGAAACAAAUCAGCACCAAUUUCUACACCCUGACAGCAGAGAAAUUUGCCUCCCCUCCUCCAGGGACCGUCAUUGACCACACUGUCACCAGCUCCGACUGGCAGGAUUUCUUUUUGUUGGCCCAUCACUCGCGCCAGGGCUGCGGUAUCCCCACGCGCUACGUCUGCGUGCUGAACACGGCCAACCUCAGCUUCGAGCACCUGCAGAGCUGGGUGAAAGUUGAGGUCCGGUUUGCCACCCUGGGUGUGCCCGCCUCAGUGUGGCUUUGGGAGAAACCCCACGUGUGGGGCUUUGGUUUUCUCAGUGUGUCGAUGAUUAACGUGGCCUCCCUGCUCGGAGUCUUCAUCGUACCGUGUACCGAGAAGGCCUUUUUCAGCCGGGUCCUCACGUUUUUCAUCGCGCUCUCCAUCGGCACGCUGCUCUCUAACGCGCUCUUCCAGCUCAUCCCAGAGGUGCGGUAG